UGAUGGGAAUUGUAGUCUCAAAACAUCUGGAGGGCUGAGUUUGCCUAUGCCUGAACUAGAGAGACCAGAGGUCUGUCUUUGUGUAAGGAGCCUUCCUGAGUUCUGCUGUUUCCCAGGCCGCUUCAGUGCCAUUUUCUUGUCUCUCUCUAAACCCAUUUCAGUGCAUGUUUCUGAACAAAGGAGGCAUUCUAAUCAGUGUUAGUUAUUAGAAGCACGGAUACAAAGGGUUUUAGCUAUGUCGGUUCCCUACUGAGUCAUACAGACUAUGAUCCUGUAAAUGUGACCUUGGAAAACUGAAGCUCAGGACCAUUCUCAUCCAACAUCUUGCUAGUAGUGGGAUAUUGCUAUGCGGAUGACCAUUACCUUGUAUUUUUGUAGUUUGGAUAUAGGCCACCAUGGCAACAGCAUUCAGCAGUGAUGGUGCUGAGGUUAUGCAGAGGGCUGUGAUUCCUGCAGAAGCAAGUGGACGUCCCCCAACCACCAGGCUGGAAGAGUUCUAUGAAUUGGAGAGAGCAGCUGCAUUUGUAUCUGAUAAUGGCUUCACUAAGGUUGCUCUUCAGUUCCCCGAUGAACUCUUGCCAGAUUCAGCAAGCCUUGCUAGCAAGAUGGAAGCAGCAACUGGCGCCAAAAUGUACAUUCUGGGGGACACAUCAUACGGCAGCUGUUGCGUGGAUGAAGUGGCAGCAGAGCACGUGGACGCUGAGGCUGUGGUGCACUACGGCCCUGCCUGUUUGAGUCCCUGCCGCAAGCUGCCCGUGCUCCAUGUGUUUGGACGCAAACAGCUAGACGUGGCACGCUGCACAGAAGUCUUCCGGGAGUUGUAUCCAGACCCACUAGCUCAUGUGGUUGUGCUGAAUGAAGUGGCCUAUUUUCAUUCUCUUGAUAACCUGGCCUCUCAGCUGCACCCCAUUUAUCCCAAUGUAGUUUUCUCUCAACUGGAUAACAAGGAACUCCAGCCAGUUCCCGGGCUGGUGCAGAAAUUUGGGCGGCACUUUGUAGUGGACAGUCAGCAUGGUCUUGACAACUACACCAUGUUCUACGUGGGUUGUGAAGGCCCAGAACUCACAAACUUCAUGCUGAGCUGGAACCGGUGCCCCUUCAGCUCCUUUAAUCCUCAGACAGGACAAGGCCGACGGGAAACAUUGGAUGUGAACCGGGCUCUGAGGCGACGGCUCUAUCUAGUGGAGCGGGCACGGGAUGCCCAAGUAGUGGGCAUUGUGGUGGGCACUCUUGGUGUGGCAGACUACUUGUCUGUUCUGGAGCAUCUGCGAGGAAUCAUUCAGCAGGCAGGCAAACGGGCCUAUACCUUGGCUGUGGGUAAACCCAACCCUGCAAAGCUGGCAAACUUUCUAGAGGUGGACAUUUUUGUGUUGGUAGCCUGCCCACAGAACUCUCUGCUUGAUUCAGCUGACUUCUACCGGCCUGUGGUCACACCCUACGAGCUGGAGAUGGCAUGCAAUCCAGCACGGACCUGGACAGGCAGCUAUGUCACAGAUUUCCGUCACCUCCUACCAGGAGCAUGUGAACACACCCCUUUCCCAAACAAGGUUUCAGAGGCUGACAGUGAACCCAGCAUUUCACUCAUCACCGGCGAGCUACGCUCAACUUGUCUUUAUACAGCACCGGACCCAGAGCCAAGCUGUGGCACUUCUGUGACCUGCCGCAGCUAUAUGCAUAUAGCUGAGAGUAGCCCAGCAGCCUCAUUUUUGGAGUCACGAAGCUGGCGGGGGCUGGAGCAGCAGCUGGGGCAGUCAGCAGUCACAAAAGCUGUGGCUGGACGGCGGGGGAUUGCCAUUGCAUAUGAAGAUGAGCCUUCUGGAUGACAGUACCAGCCGGGCCAAGCUGAGAAAAAGCUGCCUUCCCUUUCUGCAUCUAGAUAAGAUAACCAAACAUGGCUUUUAUUAUAACAUUCCUCCUCCUACCCACAACUAGAUACACGUAUAAGGCAAGGAAUAUCACUUUCCCUGACCUGGACAUUUCUCUUGGUGGAUGGACAGAUCAACAUUUUAACUGGCUGACAUCUACAAUACAGUAGUUUCCCCAAAUGGUGUUUUUUAUGUUAGAAGCUAAGUAAACCUGUUCUUCUCACUGUGCUCUCAAUUGUGCUGGGGUUUAUCUGUGCACAUAAAGCAGCCCUGGGCCAAGAGUGGCAGCACAGUAGACUUGGGGUUCUGUUGGGGGAACAGAGGUGUGUAAGAGGUCCAAAAAGUGAAGAAAGAGACCACCGCAUAGCAAUAGCUUAAGAGUUAUAGACAGAAAGGCUAAGAUAGACAGGAGUGGGGCAAGGGGCAAACAAGAAUACUGAAUAACCAAGGAAGCAUGCAACUCCAUAAGCCAUACUACAAAAUGCAGCAUAACUGUGGAGAAGCCAUGUUUAGACAUGAGCACUGCUCCUAAUAUCCAUAAGUUUGUUUCCUCUGAACACUAUUUUCAGAACAUCACCGCCACGUUCCAUUCUCCAACUGCCAUGCCAUACCAGACCAAAAAAAAAAAAAGCACAAGGUAUAACAGGCACAAGCUAGUAAUGAUUAUGUUGCUUUUUGCUCCAUGCUGCAAAGUAAGAUCCAGUUCCAUGGCCUCUUGCAGUCUCUUGCUUGUACCUUCUAUUCUACUUAUACCACCUAUGAAGAUGUGGGUCAAGUGCUGUGUGCAAGGCAAGCUCAUCAGUCAAGGUCCUGGGCAGCAGUUGCAUAGGUAUCAGGUUCUAGAAAGCAGCAACAUCAUAUGCUAAGCCCUGUAGCAGCCCAUGACCACACUUACCAGUGAUCAAUACCGGUACCUUUCCUAAUAAGGCAAAGUGUGGAGUGCUUAGAUAAGCAGCAUGGAAGUAAGAGCUUCAAAUAAAUAAUUGAAAGGUAUAGCACACAGCCUCAAAAUGCUACUUUUGAGAAAUGUUUCAGUGCAAAGAACACCAAACAGAAACACUGAAAUCAGUGGAAAGAGAGAAGCUGCAGCAAUGCACCACAUGCCCAAACCUAGAAGGCACAUUCUCUGCCAAGUACUGCUUAUUUUGUGCAUUAAUGUAGAUACUUCUCUUUACCGGGUUGUAAUCAUGGCCACUGCUAUACAAAUACCAGAGUACUGCUUUCCCCCUAAUAUAGCCAACUGUACUUUGUUCUUUCCAUGUGCACUGUGAAGGUUUCACAGCUAUUCAAGAUAAGCCACCAAGCCAUUUUAUAGAUUACUUAAUUACAGAUCACUACUUCAAUUUCUGAUCAAAACACAUAAACUACUUGGUUGCAUUGAUUAGUUAAACAUUAAGUCCAGAUUUGAUGUGAAGAUUUCUGAUGUAAUUUGACUUUUUUAACCAGUGAAAGCAGUUACUUAACAAGCCAGGAUUACACAAAAUGCUUGUUUCCAGAUUCAAAGUACUUCAUCUGCCUGAACUGGAACAACCCUUACUUGGAAAAAAAUACGGUAUGCCCUAUUCACUUUUCAAGACUUAACCUAGAACAGUGCAUUGUCAGUAUGCUACUUUUUGCAUUUACUUAAGAUGCCUGAUUUUGUUUCAGCUUCUGUUGUCCCAUAAGCAUAUUCUUCCCCAAGAACAUGUUUUGCCUUGGAAAUGCAGAAGCUCCAGCUGAUGUCUACAUAAACCUCUAGUACAGCAGUUCUCAAUUUUUUUUUCAUGGGCCACUUGGAAAAUGCUGUGGAGGGUGUAGGCUGAGCCAGUUACUUUUUUGUUUUAUAACUCAUACUCUAAAUAAUUGUAGUCUUUUAUUUCUAAUAAGAUGGAUAUGCCUGUUUUUUGUGAGCAAAGUUCUGUGAAGUCCAUCUCCAUCAUCAGAAAAUAUAAAGUGCAGGCCCAAGUACAGAUACUUUUGACCACUCCACAAACCACCUUAAUGGAGCCUGCAAAUGUGUUUGAUAACUUCUGCUCCAGUACUUACCACACUGGUAUCUGCUAUUGUUAUUUAGAUGGUUCAGUGGUUACUUUGGUAAGCUCUUGUUAAAUAGAAAGGAUUGACGAAGGUUCAAGCCAUCCCAACCUACUCUUAUGUAAACUGAGCUCCACUACCUAGGGUUAGGAAACAUUAUAGCAAGUCCCAAGUUAGGAACCUACUCGUGUUGUAUGGGGAGGUAAGACUGAAACUGGCCCUGGAGUCAUUCUGAAUUGCACAUUUGCUCAACCAGGUUAGUCUCCAAACCUGCAAUAUCAACAGUCCCCCAUAUGAAAAUUAUUUGCUCCUCUUCCAUCCUUCCACCAUAAACAGUAGCACACUGUGAGAUUCAUUGUCAAAUCUUGAUCUUCAGCUGCAGAAGCAACCAGGGACAUUUUUCAUUAGAGCGUGUAAAGGUGGCUGCAACCCUUUUAAAUGAACCUAGAAACUAUCAUUCAUAUUACAGGCUAGUAUGAUGGUAUGCCUUCCACAGGAUGCUCCUAUAGAUUGUUGCCUGCAACAAGAAAAUUUGAACUGGUUAUGCAACUUUGUCAGCACACCAAGAAAUGCAAAGGCUGGCAGGUAUGCUUCCUUCUGAGAAGCUAACUUUGAUUCUUCCCAAUACUUUGUUGCAAAAUUUGGAUUUCUUCUUUGUCCAAAACGACACCAUACUCUUCUUUAUUACCCGUUAGGCUAGGGCAGCUAGAAGUGCAACUGCAGCUGCUACAGCUUUUUACCCUCCCCUGCCUAAUAUUGUCCAAAAGUUACGUCUCCUCCCCCAAUUCACCAAACACCACAGCUUAGAAAUAGCCUUAAUAUAAUUCAAGGCUGCAGGGCCUUCCACUUCAGUCAGACACAAGCUGCCUCAUGCAGGGCAAAGGCAGACUCUUUAGGAACAGACAAUACCACAGAUAUGUCUACAGGAGUGUGCCGGGAAAACAAGGGGCAAUCAUUGCACCAGUCUAGCAGGGGGAGGAAAUCUCCUCAGCUCCAGCCUGUGCUCCAAGUCCUUGUAGCCUGCUGCCUCUGAACAUGCAGGAGGGAUGGACAAACAGCUCAUUCUUGAGAGGAGCAGCCUCAGCAGGUUAGUUGCAGUCAUCGUCCUAUGAGCUGGUUCAAUAGCAGCAUUAGGCAGUGGCAGGUAGCCAGCAGAUCUGUUCAUGCUCCUGUUUUGCUACAUGGCCCCUCAGUAGUCUGCUGUGUAUUCGGUACCAUGCAGUCCUCUGCACAGCAGCGUGAACUCCUUUACCAUCUCCUUCACACGGCGUUUGUUCACACGCUCUCUGGUAACACAGAAAAAGAAUGAUGUAAGGCUGAUAUAUAAGAAUGGUGAAUGAGUCACUUAAAAAAACAGCUAGAGCUGAGUCAGAUGUUCACAUAUACAAGGGCACCACCCAGUGCCAAACCCAUGGAAUCCCCAGCACUGAGAGCUGGGCACUCCAGACAUGCUCCACACAGCUACUAUAAUCAUUGCUGCCCUCCAUUAAGACAUCCUCUUUUAAACAACUCAUGUUCCUGUUCUGCAAAUUAUCGUUCACCAAUGCAUCUCAGUUCAUUGGUGGCUGGAUUAAUCUAGUGAAUCCUGCUCUUCGAGCCGUAAGAAUGCAAGAAGAGUCUGCCGGAACAAGCCAAUGGCCCAAUGCAGCAGGCUCUGUUUAUGUUCCUGUUAUAAUAAUUAUUAAAUGCUGGUGAAUUCAUGGGUGUUUACAUGGAGUAGCAGGGGCUUAAAGGAGAAACCAAAGCAACACCAAGAUAGGUAGCAUGUCUCUACAAGGAUAAAAACUCAAGUUCGUGUUUAGUUUCCGUGCUACCCUUUUCUAUUUACCUCUACUUUAUAUAAAUACCUUGAACCUUUCUGAACAUUUUAAUUUACUAAAAUAUAAAAAAUAAGCAAGCUCUUUAAUGUAGAAGAUUCUGUGGAGGACUGUUGAACCUGGGGAAAUGCUCAGUAUCUAUCAUGAUCACUCAUGACAAUUUGGAGGCAUAGACAGAAAGCUGAAGAGCCAAGAAACUCCCUUACACAUUUUCCCCAACUCAGUCUUCCAGAAAAGUCUUCAAGAGAAAAUUCACCUGAGAAUUUGCUGGCUAAAGAUUUCCUUUUGUUCAGGGCUGACACGGGCUGAUGGAAAACCAUCCUGCUGCAUCACUUCCUUGAUCCAGACACUCAAGUAACUGAAGCAGUGCUUGUUGAGAGCAAAGAGGAUCUCAGCAAAGUGAUCCAUCAAGUUGCGUGCGGCUUGGCCACCUACACCCUGCAGAUGGAGCAAAUCCAGUUAACACCAGACAAUAAUCCUCCCAGGAGACUGCACUGCAGGAGGGAGCAUUACAUUAUAGACCUAAGAAGGCUCCAGCAGAUUGCAUCAAGGGCUUCAGCAUUUUUAAAAAGGAAGUGGCCAAGGUGACACACUUGCUUGGGAGUAAGCACCACUGAACUUAGUGGAACACACUUCCAAGUAAGACACGAAAUACUAGAUCAGGCUGAAAAUCAUUCAGGGAUAUUCUGGUUAGAAGGGAGCUGAAUUAAUAAAACAUACUGGAAUAAGUGCAGCUUAUCUGUGAGCAUGGCUCCUUCCAGUUAUUCCUUCUAAUUGUCCCUGACUUAGCUUGAAAAGCCCCACUCCUUACCUCAAGCACAGCCUGCAGCAGCAUUUUGCCAUUCUCAUGUACCACUUGUCCCACCGGUGGAAUCUCCCCACAACGUGGCAAUAACUCAGU
Molecule: messenger RNA, 6596 nt
Organism: Zootoca vivipara (common lizard)
Lineage: Eukaryota; Metazoa; Chordata; Lepidosauria; Squamata; Lacertidae
Source: RefSeq, a predicted model, not a curated record